GACGAGGUUAGCUAAAAUGAUGCCGUUUUGGAAUGGUAAUAUGAAAAUAUGAAGGACAGUCCGAAAACAGCUUAGCCCAUAAAGCAGCAACUUAGGCCCAUUAUGUAUUUGUAAUAUAUGGCCCAAUUAUAAUCACUUUCCCAACUAAUUUAUAUAAAAUGAAAUUAUUGAAGUCUUUGUCCAGUCAAAUAUAAUAAUAAGCCAUUGAAAAAAAUGGCGGAGGAGAGCAGAGUCCCAUCAUCGGUGUCGGUAACAGUCGCCCACGACCUUCUUCUAGCCGGCCACCGCUAUCUAGACGUCAGGACUCCAGAAGAGUUCAGCCAGGGACAUGCCUGUGGGGCGAUCAACGUGCCUUACAUGAAUCGAGGAGCAUCAGGGAUGUCAAAGAACCCCGACUUCCUGGAACAAGUCUCCUCCCAUUUCGGACAAUCCGAUAACAUCAUUGUUGGCUGCCAGAGCGGUGGUAGAUCUAUCAAAGCCACCACCGAUCUUCUCCAUGCAGGUUUCACGGGAGUCAAAGAUAUCGUCGGUGGCUAUAGUGCCUGGGCCAAGAAUGGCCUUCCUACAAAGGCUUGAUGACUCACCAUUCACCAAACAUCUUUCCUUAUCUCUUCGUCUCCUUCUUCUUCAAUAAUGCAUCCUUUCCGCAUGUAAUCAUCAAUAAAUGACCCUCCUUUCUCUUUGCUGUCUGAUGUGAUAGCUUGGAGGGAGGGGCUCAUCGCAUCUUUUUAAAAUAUAUAAAAAUACGAGUGUGUGUUGAUUGCAUCGAAAUCUCUAUAUAUAUAGUUUAAA
Molecule: messenger RNA, 792 nt
Organism: Arabidopsis thaliana (thale cress)
Lineage: Eukaryota; Viridiplantae; Streptophyta; Magnoliopsida; Brassicales; Brassicaceae
Gene: STR16
Product: sulfurtransferase protein 16
Exons: 4
Coding region: 214-576 (120 amino acids)
Cellular component (GO): chloroplast
Molecular function (GO): thiosulfate-cyanide sulfurtransferase activity
Source: RefSeq, marked reviewed